Messenger RNA from Psammomys obesus (fat sand rat), 1381 nucleotides. RefSeq names its product stathmin 4 (gene Stmn4). Gene Ontology annotation, cellular component: neuron projection; cytoplasm. The record is from RefSeq and is a predicted model, not a curated record. The transcript is spliced from 7 exons. NCBI's taxonomy places the organism in Eukaryota, Metazoa, Chordata, Mammalia, Rodentia, Muridae. Gene Ontology annotation, biological process: neuron projection development; microtubule depolymerization; regulation of microtubule polymerization or depolymerization. Gene Ontology annotation, molecular function: tubulin binding. Bases 177 to 827 code for a protein of 216 amino acids.
CGAGAGCCCAGCAGUGGUGCUGAUGUUGAGAGAAGCCCAGGGUACCACUAAUUGAAGGAGUGAGAAGAGAACAGCUCGCUUUGGAAUCCGGACUGCAGGGUUGUGAUCUGAGUUCUGAGCUGCUGAUAAACACUCCCUGUGACUUUGGUCAAUUCAGCCACCAGAUUCCAGCCAACAUGACCCUCGCAGCCUACAAGGAGAAGAUGAAGGAGCUCCCACUGGUGUCUCUGUUCUGCUCCUGCUUCCUGUCUGAUCCCCUGAAUAAAUCGUCCUACAAAUACGAAGGCUGGUGUGGGAGACAGUGUAGGAGGAAAGGUCAAAGCCAGCGGAAAGGCAGUGCUGACUGGAGAGAAAGAAGAGAACAGGCAGACACAGUGGACCUGAACUGGUGUGUCAUCUCCGACAUGGAGGUCAUAGAGUUGAACAAGCGUACCUCGGGCCAGUCCUUUGAAGUCAUCCUGAAGCCACCCUCCUUCGACGGGGUGCCCGAGUUCAAUGCCUCCCUCCCCCGGCGGCGAGACCCAUCAUUAGAAGAGAUCCAGAAGAAGCUAGAAGCAGCGGAGGAGCGGAGGAAGUACCAGGAAGCCGAGCUCCUGAAGCACCUCGCAGAGAAACGAGAGCAUGAGCGAGAGGUGAUCCAGAAAGCUAUCGAGGAAAACAACAACUUCAUCAAGAUGGCCAAAGAGAAGCUGGCACAGAAGAUGGAGUCUAAUAAGGAGAACCGGGAGGCCCACCUGGCCGCCAUGUUGGAGCGGCUGCAAGAGAAGGACAAGCACGCAGAGGAGGUGCGGAAAAAUAAGGAGCUGAAGGAAGAGGCCUCCAGGUAAAGCCCUGAGGCCAAGAAAGUUUCCAGGACAGCCGGACAGCUCCAGCAGCAACCUGGUUCCAGCAGCCUCGGCCUCUGGCUGCUCUCCCAGCACUGGGAUUUGGGGGGAGGGGGGUGGCCAAGGGGGCGUUUCCUCUGCUUUUGGUGUUUGUACAUGUAAAGAAUGACCAGUGAAGCCAUCCUAUUUGUUUCUGGGGAACAAUUAUGGGGUGGGAGAGGGGACAGAAGGAGAGAGUGUGGAAAAGGAGGUGGAGAAGAGCCCGCGGACAUUGCGACACUGUCCACUGACUGCAGACUUGGGCCAAGGCCCCCGUUUUUCACGGCUCUGCCUGGACAUCCGGCCUCCAGGUUUCGAGUGGAGAGAAGAUGAGAAUCAGGACAGAAGUUCAGAGUGAAGGGCAGAGUCCUGGUGGGGCAGUGGCUUCAGGGCCAGCAGGACAAGCCCAUCCGGAGGGAGUGAGACCCCCCCUGCAGUGGGCGGGAUAAGGUCUGUGUGAGUGUGUGUGUUCAUUGUCAUCUUUUGAUCAUCAUGACCAAUGAAACAUUUACUUCAAG